UUGCCAUUUAGCAACGAGAAAACGAUAAUACUCUCUCCUGAAAGGAACAACGAGAAACCUUUUGUCGGAUUAGCGUUCAAGCUUGAGGCUGGAAAGUACGGUCAGCUCACUUAUUUCCGAGUAUAUCAAGGUCAACUGAAUAAGGGUGACACCAUUUAUGCUUCGAAGGAUGGCCGUCGGGUUCGAGUUCAGCGACUUGUUCGAAUGCAUGCUGCUGAAAUGGAGGAAAUCAACACUGUCUACGCUGGUGACAUUUGCGCUACAUUUGGAUUAGACUGCCAUUCUGGUGAGACGUUUAGCAGCGAUGCGAAUGUUCCGCCCCAUUGUGAGUCCAUGCACAUACCGGAACCAGUCAUUUCCAUGUCGAUUAAACCGAUCAAUAGAAAGGAUGGAGAUAAUUUCAUCAAGGCAUUGACUCGCUUCACAAAGGAGGAUCCGACUUUCCGCAAGGAGUACAAUGCUGAAGCUAAGGAAACGAUUGUUUCGGGAAUGGGAGAACUUCAUUUGGAAAUCUACGCACAACGAAUGAAAAACGAGUUCAAUUGUCCAGUGGAGUUGGGAAAGCCAACGGUAGCUUACAGGGAAUCCCUCACUAAGCCAUAUAAGUUCCACUUCCGACACAAGAAACAGACUGGUGGUCAGGGACAGUUUGGUGAAAUUGAGGGGGUUAUCGACCCGCUCCCGGCUGAAAGGAACACUCACAUAGACUUUACGGAUGAGACCUUCGGAAACAAUAUUCCGAAAUCGCUUUUCCCAGCACUAAAGAAGGGUCUGGAUAUGAUAGUGACCGAAGGGCCUCUGAUUAAAGCUCCCAUUGCGGGCAUCAACGUCCGUAUCCAAGACGGAGCAACUCACGCUGUGGAUUCCACCGAAAUAGCCAUGAUCAACACGAUGCAGAAUAUGAUGCGUGAAGCCUUCGAAAAAGCUGAUUGGAUGCUUCUCGAACCUAUUAUGACAGUGGAAGUUACAACUCCAUCUGAGUUUCAGGGCAACGUAACAACAUCGCUAAGCCAGCGGAAUGCUAUGAUCACCUCUACCGAUACAACAGAAGGAUAUACUACGAUAGUUUGUGAAUGUCCUUUGUCCGACAUGUUUGGAUACACUUCUUUGUUACGAUCGUUGACAGAAGGAAAAGGAGAGUUUACGAUGGAGUAUUCUAGGUAUGCGCCAACUGCUCAGGACAAUCAAGAUGCUGUCAUUCGUGAAUGGCAAAUUGCCCACGGUCUCAUAGAUCCGAAUGCCGAAAAGGGCAAAAAGAAAAGAAGGUGA
This is a messenger RNA of Cooperia oncophora, 1269 nucleotides long. Lineage: Eukaryota; Metazoa; Nematoda; Chromadorea; Rhabditida; Trichostrongylidae. The record is from the annotation of a GenBank genome assembly.